AUGUGCGCGGCGGAGGUGGACCAGCACGUCGCGCAGAGGUACCAGCUCAAGCGGCGGCUCGGGAAGGGGGCCUAUGGCGUCGUGUGGAAGGCGGUGGAUCGGAGAACUGGCGAGGUGGUCGCCAUCAAGAAAAUCUUCGAUGCUUUUAAAGAUCAGACCGACGCUCAGAGGACCUACCGCGAGAUCAUGUUCCUACAGGAAUUUGGGGACCAUCCCAAUAUCAUCCGUCUCCUCGACGUGGUCCGUGCAGAAAAUGACAGGGACAUCUACCUGGUGUUUGAGUCUAUGGACACUGACCUGAACGCCGUCCUCCGCAAGGGCGAGCUGCUGAAGGACAUCCAUAAGCGCUACAUUUUCUGCCAGCUCCUGCGGGCCACCAAGUUCAUCCACUCGGGGAACGUCAUCCACCGGGACCAGAAGCCGUCCAACGUUCUCCUGGACGCCAGCUGCCAGGUGAAGCUCUGUGACUUCGGCCUAGCCCGCUCCCUGAGCCGGCUCCCGGAGGGGCCCGAGGGCCCGGCCCUGACGGAGUACGUGGCCACGCGCUGGUACCGCGCGCCGGAGGUGCUGCUGUGCGCACCCUGGUACACUCCCGGGGUGGACAUGUGGAGUCUGGGGUGCAUCUUGGGGGAGAUGCUGCGCGGGCGGCCCCUGUUUCCGGGCUCGUCCACCCUCCACCAGCUGGAGCUGAUCCUGGCGAGCGUGUCGCUGCCCCCGGAAGAGGACUUCCCGGCUCUGGGCUCAGGCUACAGCGCCUCGUUUUUGCACCGCCUGGGGGCCGGGCCACGGCAGACGCUGGACACCCUUCUACCGGCCGACACCCCCCCAGAGGCCCUGGACCUUCUCGGCCGGCUCUUGGUGUUUUCCCCAGACAAGCGGAUAAGCGCGGCCCAAGCCCUGCAACACCCCUACGUGCAGAGGUUCCACUGCCCGGCCCGCGAGUGCACUCUGGAGGCAGACGUGCGGCUGCCGGUGCACGAAGGGCUGCGGCUCUCGGCCUCGGAGUACCGCAGCCGCCUCUACCAGAUGAUACUGGAGCGGAGAGGCAAAGGGCCCCGCCAGAGGCAGGAGGGCCCGGGGGGCGCGCCACCAGGGGGAGGGCCCCGGACCUCCGGGCCCCGGGAGCACCCGCUCAAGGCCAGAGUCGUCCCGCAGCCCUCCUCGGGGCCGCCUGCGCAGAACCCCGGAGCCAGGCCGCAGAGCAGCCCCGCUCAUGACCUUGCGCACGGAACCCCAGGAGGAGCCAGGAACAUUCCCAGGCAGAACUCCAGGCCCCUGCUCCAGCCUGCGCCCCCAGAAGGCCCCAGGAAGAGGGGAAGGCCCCCUGGGGCAGCGGCGGAGUCCCCAUGGGCACCCGCAUGGGUGAAGCCCCACGUUAGGGGGUCAGCACCCUCCCUGACCUUGCAGGCUGCGGCCCAGGUGGCCAACCAGGCUCUGAUCCGAAGGGAGAGGAAUCGGGAUCGUGGGGUGCGAGAGCCUGGCGCCCAACGGGAGACUCGCCCCGAGCCCCGACCUGGCCGGAGAAUGUUCCCUGUCCGUGCCUCGCACGGGGCCCAGGAUGCCGCCAGGGCCUCGCUUGGGGACUACUCCCAAGCCUACGGAACUGUCUGUCUGUCCGCCCUGGGCCGCCUGCCCCUGGCCCCGGGGCCGCGGGCCUGA
Orycteropus afer afer is the source of this 1659-nucleotide messenger RNA. Lineage: Eukaryota; Metazoa; Chordata; Mammalia; Tubulidentata; Orycteropodidae. The record is from RefSeq and is a predicted model, not a curated record.